Synchiropus splendidus (mandarinfish) is the source of this 2106-nucleotide messenger RNA. RefSeq names its product centromere protein L (gene cenpl). The coding region runs from base 12 to 1136 and encodes 374 amino acids. Lineage: Eukaryota; Metazoa; Chordata; Actinopteri; Syngnathiformes; Callionymidae. The record is from RefSeq and is a predicted model, not a curated record. The transcript has 5 exons.
UGGAAAGCGCGAUGUUCAAAUCGAUUUCCGGCUGUGGGCGCCUUAGCCAAGACGUCAUGGAGCACCGUGAGAGCAGUGCGCCGAGGACCCCAUUUACAAGCAUUUCUCUUCAGAGGAGAAGCAGGAACAAGAGCUGCCGUUUGUCAUACCACAGCAGCAUCGGAACCGCCUCAAGUUAUCGAUUCAGGCCUCGACGAUCAGCACCAAGAGAAAAUCCCCAGACGUUAACCGACAACACUGAGAAGGUGAACGUUGCGCUACUGGCCGGGCAAGAGUGGCGACUGUCGUAUGUGACUCCUCUGCACCAGUUCAGAUACACCCAGCUGAAGGUCUACUCCCGGCAGCUUUCAGCAUUCCUUUUGGCUGAGAAGCAAAGGGGUAUUGCUGUGGAUGUCGAGCUGCAGGGCAGCUUCACAGUCUCCUUCUCUAUGGUAGAUUGGAUGACCAACACGGAUGAUUAUGCCAAGACUCUUUUUAUACAGGUCAAUUCCAAGUCUUUGUUUGGCGCUGUGGAUCAAGCACAGAAGUCAGUGUGGAAAGGCUGGCUGUCCUGCAAUAAUGGCGAACCAAAUUACCUGAACUCCUUACCGAAAGACUUAAUUUUGCUUCCGCUGUUUGGCUGUAGCGGCUCAGAGGUCAUUGGCAGCCUAGUCAAAAACUGGUUCCAGUUAAACUUUGACUGCUGCUUUGGCCCGCUGGAAAUCAAUCACACCAAUCUGCAGUGGCUAGCAGCUCUUUGGACUAACUGCCACAAUGAGACGAAUAUUCAAAAUCUGGAAUUGGUCUGGACUCUUCCGGUUGUUCCCCUGCUGCACGUUGCAUAUAGCAUCAAUUCCAAGGAGGUUUGGGAGCUGUGGUGCAGCGUGAGAAACAAUCCACGGGAGGAGGAAUGUGGAAGUGAGGACAUUGAUGACGAGAGCAUUUACAUUGAGGAGGUAUUAAGGUUCAUAAAGGGGCUGCAGACUCACUUCUUCAGACACUUCAGAUUGGACCUGACGGCAGGAAACCUCAGUCAAGUGUCCACAGCUGUGGGUUCGGCAAAGCAUGGCGGAAGAAUCAAGAUCAACAACGGCAAACACUUGAUGAGCACGCUGACCCUGCUGACAGAGUGUGCCCUUCUUAAAAUGCCUAUUUAAGCAUAUCUGUACAUUGCAUGGUAGCAGACAAUUAUUUCCAUCACAUUUCUGGACUUCUUCCAAUUAUGUUGCAUGUCACAGUUUCCUACAAUUAUGGAUUUAAUGUUUUUUUCUUUCUUUUCUCAUUUGCUUUUUCCACUUGUGAAUACAUAAUUGUGCAUCACUGUGUAAAUUGUUGUCUUUUAUCCAUUUAUAGUUUGAAUAAUUUCCUACAAUGUUUUUGCAUUUUUGUUUAUAUGUUGUUUCUAAAUUAAACACAAACAUUUCAUAAAAUUAAAAAGGUUUGGCUUAAUUUAAUUGAAAAAGAAUUGGGUCUUUUCAAGAUUGGUGUUGUAUUGUCAAGUUGAACUCAGGCUCACUAGUGAACAUAAAACAUGGGUUUUUUUUUUUCAUCACACCCAAAAUUUAGAGCAAAAAACAAACGUGGCUGCAUGCUGGAGGGGCAAACCACACACACACAUACACAUAUUUUGGCAAUGUAAGAAACUCGAUAAAUUUUGGGGCUGAGUGAAAAAAUAGACACAUUAUUCCGGUUAUAUUUGGGAAAUAUAAAGCAAUAUGUGGACAAUAAAGAUGUUUGCCUUCUAAACACAUUAUUGAUGCACGCAAGAUAGCGAUCACUAGAAACUGUGACAAAGUAGAUACAUCUGAGAAAGACUGGCUAAAUAUUGUAACAAAAAAUGUACAUCAUGGAAAAGAUGAUCUAUAUACUUUGAAAGAAGAGGUGUUCCAAGACACGUGGAGAAAAGGGACUCUUCAGGAGUUCAAUGGAAACAAGAGAAACUUGAUAAUUUUGAAGACUGAAGGAAGUUAACAUAAUAUUGCAACUUUUUUGUCUCUUUAUUAUGUUUCAUUUUCUUCUUUUCUCUUGUUAAGUAGGGAGUUAACUAGAAGUUCAUCGCAACUGAUCACAUUUCGAACCAGAAUGAUCCAAUUUAGCUUCCCGCUGUACUCAUUAAUAUAAACAUCA